Rhincodon typus (whale shark) is the source of this 1574-nucleotide messenger RNA. RefSeq lists its product as uncharacterized. The record is from RefSeq and is a predicted model, not a curated record. The transcript has 3 exons. Lineage: Eukaryota; Metazoa; Chordata; Chondrichthyes; Orectolobiformes; Rhincodontidae. The coding region runs from base 199 to 861 and encodes 220 amino acids.
UUUCACUCUAUUUAUCAAUGACUUUGGCUGAAGGACAAGAAAAAAACAAAGUUUGCUGAUGGAAUGAAUUUGCUCAGGUGCUGUGAAUCGUGUGGAGGCAUACAACAAUUUCCUAAAGGACACAGAUGGACUAAAGUAGACUCAAUUAGCAAAACUAGCAAAUGGCAAAGUGCCUAAAAAAAAUUCAGUGUUUUCUAAAUGGUGAGAAGCUUGGAGAUGUGGCUGAGCAGUAAAAUUUGUGCAGAAAUUAGGAAAAGCUUAAAACAAAUGUUAAUGAAAUUUUGCCUUUAUCUCAAGCAGACUGGAAUGCUAAAGACUGAUAGCGAUGAUACAGCUGUAAGAAUCUCUGAGAUCCAGGAACUCAGCUUUAUUUUAUUGUUCAGUGCAAUUCAUUGUGUUCCACUGCCCUUGAGGGAAAAUGUGUGCACACUGGCUGAGAACCUGGAACCUCAGAAACUCUUAAUUGACCUUACAGAGUAUCUUGGAUUUAAUUCCGAACAAUUGAAUGAAAAUAAUCAAAGACCAACCAUUCUAAGAUUAGAUGAUGUGGAUUCAAUGUAUAAAACUGGACACCUAGAAGAGUUCUACAAAGCCUUUCAACGUUUAAAACUGUACUUCUCUAUGUUGUCUGUAGACAAUAAACAACUGAGGAAUGAACUGAAGUUUCAUGGACGCCAAAUUGUGACAAUCGUGCAUGAGCUCAGUAUGUCAUUAGAUACAACUCCUCCCUCUGUCUCUAGCCCAAAUACACAAAUAGAAUCUGAGUAUGAUAAGAAGAAAUUCAGCUAUGAAAUAGUUAAGCUGUAUGUAAUGCAGUUGGAUGAACUGAAAAAACGUUUAUGUUUUGAGAAGUCGCAUUGAUUAUUUUUACUUGAAAAUCAAGUUUUCAAACCCUUUUAUAUAUAUAGCUAAAGUCUUAUAGCAAUUGAGUUGAAAAAGUUGCUGUUUAACAAACAGCUGAGCUGUACUCUGUAUUGUACAAUGUAUCAUAAUAUUGCUGAGGGGCAGUCACGUUUAAACUAACCUGACUUUCUAAGGCCAAAAAAUCCCAUUGCCGUAAAUACUCAUUUCUGUUACUUGGCAGCUGCUUGUAAAUCAAAGUCCAGAUCAGAAAACAAGAUUUUUUUUUUCCUUGAAGCUACUUUUUUUAUGGAUAGUUUCUAACCGUCCAGUUGUCAUUUUCUUGUUGUUUAAAAUCAAAAUCAACUAAGUACGAUGUGCAAUAUAGAUAUUGCACUCAUUACAGACACACUAUUUUGAUUCUAUGGUACACAAUCUUUUUAUUUAUAUGUUUUUAAUUUUUAUUUAUUUAUUUAUUUGGUAGUAUUCCUGUUGUUCUAGUACUGCCUGGCAGCAGGUUGUUAUGGAGGGGUGGGUAUUACAUGAGGUAAAUUAUUCCACAUCCAAUUUUCCCCUCCAUCUUCCGAUGGAGAACCGCAAGCCUAUUGACCCAACUCAGAACUGACUAAGUGCAAUGUGAGGCAAAGGGAAGUCUUACGUACUUCUGUUACUCAAUUGAAUUAAUUUCAUGACUGAUUAUUUUACAUGCUCAUAACUUAUAUGUUAAUUUAGUA